This is a messenger RNA of Sclerotinia sclerotiorum 1980 UF-70, 303 nucleotides long. RefSeq lists its product with no specific name. The coding region runs from base 1 to 303 and encodes 100 amino acids. The record is from RefSeq and is a predicted model, not a curated record. NCBI's taxonomy places the organism in Eukaryota, Fungi, Ascomycota, Leotiomycetes, Helotiales, Sclerotiniaceae. The transcript is spliced from 3 exons.
AUGAUAUCAUUACAAUCCCUAGUAUACAUACACCUCAAUCUGUCUCUCGCUUUAGCGGCGGCAAUGAGCAAGAAGCAACAAGUUACACAUUAUCCCAAAGUACAAACUACACUCAUUAUCAUUACUCAUAGACUCCAGACCGCAUACCUCAUUAAACUAUAUCCCCUCAAAUACAAUCCACAGUGGAACAAGCGGAGGCAAUUGAACCAAUGGGGAAAUCGGGUAAAGGGAUUAUUCAGCGACAACCGAUAUCUGAUCUAUACCCGAGAGAAAUUGAUAAGCUAUAUACAGAUGCGGACAUAA